AUGACAUUUCGAACGUUAAACGUAAAGACUCGAGCAACGCAGGUUAGGUACAACCCGUAUAGAAAUAAAUCUGUUAUAGUGACAUUUCUGUCGACGGCGUUGAUCGCCGGAAAUUAUUCUUUUCUGGAAGUCGUGGUGAGCCAAAAACAAAGAAGGACAAAAAUAAUCCACUACACGGGAAAACGUAAAACGGAUGCCACAUGCCACCUGGGGCACUGGUGUUACGCCACUCCAUACAGAGCUAGCGGAGAAGCAAAUCAGCUGAACAAAAAGGAUAUGCUUGAGAAGGUGGAGUAUCCAGCUUGGUAAUGGCGGAGAUCAAACGUUCCUGUAUUUCCAAACUGAUAAUAGUUACAAGAAAAAUAUGGAUGAUGCACUAUAUGAAAAAGAAAACUAUGUAAGAUAAUAAAUGCAAUAUAAUAGCAAUAACAGAAA
Messenger RNA from Armigeres subalbatus, 435 nucleotides. RefSeq lists its product as uncharacterized. The record is from RefSeq and is a predicted model, not a curated record. Lineage: Eukaryota; Metazoa; Arthropoda; Insecta; Diptera; Culicidae. The transcript is spliced from 6 exons. Bases 1 to 309 code for a protein of 102 amino acids.